GACCGCUCGUGCUCACUUCGGGCUCGAACCCGACCACUCCUGGCACCUCGGCCACCGUCGAGGCGAAGGAACCCUAGCUCGCCUCCAUGGACAGCCACGGCAACGCCUCUGGCGGCAAGCGCAAGGGCAAGCGCGGCCGCAAGCCGAAGCCGCCGGUACCCGCACCCGCCUCACCCGACAACGACCACAACCACAACCACCACAAUCACCACGCCGCACCGUCCUCCUCGCCGCUCUCCACGGCCGCCGUGGCGGCGUCAGACUCCCCCCCGGACCCGGAGCCGGCGUCAUCCUCCCCGGCUCCGCGCCGCCGGGGCCGCAAGUCCCGCCGCAUCCGCAACGGGCCCCCGGCCUCCGAGGUCGACGCCGCCCACGGCGCCUCGCCCUCGCCUCCGCCGCGGGCGCGGGGCGGGCCCAAGGCGGCCGCGCCCAACGGCGAGAUGGUGGAGGUUCAGGUCCCCGCGGCGGCGGUGGAGCCCCUGCGCUGGGACCAGGUGGUGAAGGUGGUACCGUCGAUGGACGCCGUGGUGAAGGUGUUCUGCGUCCACACCGAGCCCAACUUCUCCCUGCCGUGGCAGCGGAAGCGGCAGUACAGCUCCAGCAGCAGCGGGUUUAUCAUUGGGGGACGCAGGGUGCUCACCAACGCCCACUCGGUUGAGCAUUACACACAGGUCAAGCUCAAGAAGCGUGGCUCCGACACCAAGUACCUUGCGACUGUCCUUGCCAUAGGCACCGAGUGUGACAUUGCAAUGUUGACUGUGGAGGAUGAUGAAUUCUGGAAAGGUGUUUCACCUGUAGAGUUUGGGUCGCUGCCAGCACUCCAGGAUGCCGUCACUGUUGUUGGUUACCCAAUUGGAGGCGAUACUAUCUCAGUGACUAGUGGUGUAGUUUCUAGGAUAGAAAUACUGUCAUAUGUUCAUGGUUCUACAGAGCUUCUUGGGUUACAGAUAGAUGCAGCUAUAAAUUCAGGGAACUCAGGGGGCCCUGCUUUCAAUGAUAAGGGAAAAUGUGUUGGUAUAGCUUUUCAAUCUCUGAAACAUGAAGAUGCAGAGAACAUAGGCUACGUUAUACCCACCCCAGUUAUUAACCACUUCAUUGAAGACUACCACAAAUCUGGAGAAUACACAGGUUUCCCUAUACUUGGAAUAGAAUGGCAAAAAAUGGAAAAUCCUGAUCUCCGCAAGGCAAUGGGAAUGAAAGCUAACCAAAAGGGUGUUCGGAUACGAAGGAUUGAGCCAACUGCUCCUGAAUCUGGAUGCCUCCAACCUUCUGAUAUCGUCCUUAGCUUUGAUGGUAUUGAUAUUGCCAAUGAUGGUACAGUUCCUUUUAGGCAUGGUGAGCGCAUUGGAUUCAGCUACCUUGUUUCUCAAAAGUAUACUGGUGAGAAGGCACGUGUGAAAGUACUUCGCAACUCAAAAAUCCAUGAAUUUAACAUAAAGCUGGCAACCCACAAAAGACUCAUUCCAGCUCAUAUCAAGGGAAGGCCACCGUCAUAUUACAUUGUUGCUGGCUUUGUUUUUAUGGUCGUGUCUGUUCCAUAUCUUCGAUCUGAGUAUGGAAAAGACUAUGAAUAUGAUGCCCCGGUCAAGUUGUUGGACAAGCAUUUGCAUGCAAUGGCGCAAUCAUCUGAUGAGCAGCUUGUGGUGGUGUCACAGGUGCUUGUGGCAGAUAUAAACAUUGGUUAUGAAGAUAUAGUCAACCUUCAGGUUCUUGCCUUCAAUGGCACACCGGUUAAAAACUUGAAGCACCUAGCGACCAUGGUGGAAGAGUGCAAUGAGGCAUUCCUGAAGUUUGAUAUGGACUACGAUCAGUUGGUUGUCCUGGAGACGAAAACUGCAAAGGCUGCAACUCAAGAUAUUCUGACAACACAUUGUAUACCUUCGGCUGUCUCAGAAGACCUGAAGAGCUGAGGAAAGCUAGGUGCUGGCUGUCGGCUGGUACAGCCAAAAGAUCCUACAAUCCUUCUGGGACCAGGACACUUGAUUUUAUUGAUGAAUACAUCUCCCGUUCCACGAGAAAUGCUGAAAGAGUUCCAUUGCAGGUGAGAUUCUGCAUGUCGAAGAGUGGAAGCUGGAAUGUAACUGGUUGCACCAAAAAAGCCUAGCAAGCAUCACAUACACUCAAAAGGCAUAUCGAUCAGACUGAAUGGCACACUGAGCCAUCCCGAGUCAUAGUAGGAUAGAUUAAAAAAAAAAGUUUUGCCUGUAUUCCAUUUAUCAAGUUGAUAGCAUGGAAAUCAUCAUGAGUAACUUUGCAUAUACCCAUUUGCCAUGGUUGGUCAGAUGAUACUUUCACUUUAGACGUGUGUGGUCCGGUUGUCAAGACCAUGCCUUUGUGUAUCAUCGUUUCUUUGUUGUGUGGAGUACUCAAAGUUCACCGAGGAAAAAAAAUCGUAUCUGGAUAGCUUUUGUCCCAGUUUUCUGUC
Sorghum bicolor (sorghum) is the source of this 2425-nucleotide messenger RNA. RefSeq names its product protease Do-like 9. The transcript is spliced from 9 exons. NCBI's taxonomy places the organism in Eukaryota, Viridiplantae, Streptophyta, Magnoliopsida, Poales, Poaceae. Gene Ontology annotation, biological process: proteolysis. The coding region runs from base 87 to 1910 and encodes 607 amino acids. The record is from RefSeq and is a predicted model, not a curated record. Gene Ontology annotation, molecular function: serine-type endopeptidase activity; protein binding.